Messenger RNA from Neurospora tetraspora, 1197 nucleotides. RefSeq lists its product as uncharacterized. Bases 310 to 1053 code for a protein of 247 amino acids. Lineage: Eukaryota; Fungi; Ascomycota; Sordariomycetes; Sordariales; Sordariaceae. The transcript has a single exon. The record is from RefSeq and is a predicted model, not a curated record.
GCUCCGAGUCCCGCUCCCAUUCCCGAUACCGACCUGAGCAACUCGGCCACCUCCGCCACCUCCUCCGCCUCCUCCUCAACCAUCGUCUCUGGCUCCCAUGGCCCAUGGGCCCAAAACCAAAACCAAAACCAAAAUGUCGACAACGACCCCCACCACCAAGUCUGGGGCAUAGUCUACCUCCUCACCCGCACCCAAUACGACCGUUUUCAACGCCAACACCUUUCCCCCCCACAACCCCAACCGCAGCACCUACGACCUCGUCAACCUCGUCAACCACGACUCCGUCUGCCUCGUCAAUUCGGUAUACCAAUGAUCUUCACCCGCCAGAACCAGAACGAAGCCCAACCCUCCCGGGUCACCCGAACCCUCCCCGAGGUCCAAGUGCACUUCUUCCAGCAUGACCUCCUCCGGCAAUCAGCCGCACGACAACAUGUCUUUCCGGAAACAGCGGGAGAUGCGGUGCAGAGGCAUUUGAGCGAGGUGAGAGAUUUGAGGUUGGUGAGGGUUUUGAUUCGUCGUAAUGGGGCUGGUGCUGGUGAUGAUGAUGCUGUAGCUGAGGCUGUCUCUGAUGCUGUUGCUGGUGGUGGUUAUGCAGAAGGAAGGGAAGGAGUUGAAACCGAGCUAACCUGGCGGGAACAAGGGGAAAAGGAGAGGAGAGAAGAGAUGGUCAGCGGGUUAGCCAGGUGGUCAAAAGAUUUGGUGAGGCGAGGGGUUCCGACGAAUUGGGUGAGGGAGGUGGUGGUGGGGUUGGCUGGGAGGGUUGAGAGGGGGGCGGUUGAUGUCAACGGGGAGGAAGAGGAAUUGGAGGUAGUAACCUCAAGGGUUGACGACGAGGAAGAGGGGGUGGACGAAGGGGCAGUGGAGGGUCAAAUAAUCGAAGCUAUGGAUUCUUUCGCGAGAAAUAUAUGGGGCGCGUCGAGAGGGGUUUUGGGUAUGGCGAGGAGGGGAGUCGGAGAGUUGCUUGCCCAAUUUAGGGGCGAGGGGGAGGGGGAGGAGGAGGAAUGGGACUUGGUGGAAUUUCCAGAUCAGCGCGGACGGGGGAGGUGGAGGUGACGGGAAGGGGAAGGGUUUGAGAGUGUUUUGUGUUCCUUCAUUUUGGUUCUGACGCUGUACAGUCCAAUACUGGUUUGUUUGUUCGCUCAAGACCUGGGAUCAACUUCCCUAGGUGUUUUUAUAUCUAAUUGAUCCGUUUCGUUC